Vitis riparia (riverbank grape) is the source of this 2932-nucleotide messenger RNA. Its product is annotated as zinc finger CCCH domain-containing protein 5. Gene Ontology annotation, molecular function: metal ion binding; pre-mRNA 3'-splice site binding. The record is from RefSeq and is a predicted model, not a curated record. Gene Ontology annotation, biological process: mRNA splicing, via spliceosome. Bases 130 to 2910 code for a protein of 926 amino acids. Gene Ontology annotation, cellular component: U2AF complex; spliceosomal complex. The transcript is spliced from 9 exons. NCBI's taxonomy places the organism in Eukaryota, Viridiplantae, Streptophyta, Magnoliopsida, Vitales, Vitaceae.
GCAGUCAUAUAACCGGGUCGCAGACGAGACCCGACCCGACCCGAUCACUAUCAUCUACCAGGAAUCAAUCUGUAACUCAAAGCUCUAGGGGAUUCUGCGGAGAUCGAACCUUGAGAAUCGCUACGGAAAAUGGAGAAUCAGGGCAUGAGUCGGAAAGAGAAGAGAAAGGCGGCGAAGAAGCAGAAGAGGAAGCAGACGAGGAGGGAGGCAGCGGUGAGGCUGCGGGAGGAAGAGGAGGCGAAGUUGAAUGAUCCGGAUGAGCAGGAGAGGAUGAGGCUGAUGGAGCAGGAAGAGGCCGAGAGGUGCGAGAGGGAGAAGAGAAAGUUUGAGGAGAGCGAGAGGAUGUGGCUCGAGGCGGCGGCGGAGAGGAAGAGGAGGAAAGAAGCGGAGGAGGAGGAGCGGAGGAAGAUUCUGGAGGAGUUGGAGAAGAAGGAGGUUGAAAAGGAGAAUGAGUUGAACGAGGAUGAUGAUUGGGAAUAUGCAGAAGGGCCUGCAGAAAUUAUCUGGCAAGGAAAUGAGAUAAUUGUCAAGAAGAAAAGGGUCAGGAUUGCAAAGAAAGAUGUGGACCAACAUAGUAGAAAAGAGGAGGAUACUGAGAGACCCACAUCAAAUCCUCUUCCUCCUCAAUCAGAAGCAUUUUCUGACCACAAUGCAUCAAUAAUUUCAUCCCAACAGUUGUUUGCAGAUGUUUCAGAACAAAUCCCAAACUUUGGGACGGAACAGGAUAAAGAUCAUUGUCCUUUCCAUAUCAAAACUGGAGCUUGUCGGUUUGGGCAACGUUGCAGCAGAGUUCAUUUUUACCCUGAUAAAUCGUGCACACUUCUAAUCAAGAACAUGUACAAUGGACCUGGCCUUGCUUGGGAGCAAGAUGAAGGACUUGAGUAUACAGACGAAGAGGUUGAACGCUGUUAUGAGGAGUUUUAUGAGGAUGUACAAACAGAGUUCCUGAAGUUUGGAGAAAUUGUGAACUUCAAGGUGUGCAGAAAUGGUUCAUUCCAUUUGCGGGGCAAUGUGUAUGUACACUACAAGUCUUUGGAUUCUGCUGUGCUGGCUUAUCAUUCAAUAAAUGGUCGCUAUUAUGCUGGCAAGCAGGUAACAUGUGAGUUUGUUGGUGUGACCAGAUGGAAAGUUGCCAUAUGUGGGGAGUACAUGAAGUCCAGGUUCAAGACGUGCUCUCAUGGUACGGCAUGCAACUUCAUACACUGUUUCCGCAAUCCGGGUGGAGACUAUGAAUGGGCCGAUUGGGAUAAACCGCCCCCAAGAUAUUGGGUGAAAAAGAUGGUUGCUUUAUUUGGGCUUACAGAUGAAUCUGGGUAUGACAAAGAGGUGAAGCAAGAAAGCAUGGGCUGGAGGAGGAGCACCAGCAAUGCAGGAACAGUAGAUGCAGAUAGGUAUCACUCUAGACAUUCUAGAUCCAGGGAGAGUAGUUACUCACAUGGUGAAUCUGCUAGAAGGCAAUUUGAUGAAAAUGAUGCUCAUAAGAACGUGUACCAUCAAAGGCACACAAGUAAUGGUAGAAAACGAAUCAAAACGCAUGAGGAAAGAUACGAAGAGGAAGCGCAUUUUGGAGACAAUCGGUAUAGCAGGAGUAGAAUUCACAAUGUUGAUUCUGAUGGAGAUUUGUUGAGGGACAGGACCAGAGACAGAGAAAAACACAAUGAUCACAGAAGGAAAAGCUCAAGACAACGGGAAAAGGUAUUGGAAUCUCCGGACGAUUAUGGGGAGAGCAAGAACAAAACUCAUGAUUCAGAAGGAGAUUGGUCUGAUAGGGAGGGAGACAAGUCUGGAAAACAUGGUCACACAAGAAAAAGCUUGAAGCACCAGAAGGAAGCAAUGGGGGUCAUGGAUGAUCUUGGAGGCAGCAACAACAGUAUUCAUGAGCCUGAUUCUGAUGGAGGUUGGUCAGACAGGGAUGGAGACCAUGACGGGCAUCAUGAUCACACAAUGAAAAGCUUGAAAAAUAGGAGCAAAAUGUCUGAAUUCUCAGACGAUAGGAACAGCAAGUACAGAACUGAUGCCACUGAUUCUGAUGGUGAUUCAUCACAUAGGAACAGGCAAGGAGACAGAUACCAUAGUCACAGGCGAAAGAGCUCAAGGCACUGGGAUGAAUUCUCAGACGAUAGGAACAGCAAGUACAGAACUGAUGCCACUGAUUCUGAUGGUGAUUCAUCACAUAGGAACAGGCAAGGAGACAGAUACCAUAGUCACAGGCGAAAGAGCUCAAGGCACUGGGAUGAAGUCUCAGAAACUGCAGAUGAUGACGAGGACAAAAGGAAGAGAACUCGUGAUACUGAUCCCACUGGAGAUUGGUCAGAUGAGGUUGGAGAAAGACACCAAAGUAAAAGAAGGAAUUGCUCAAGACACUGGUCAGAUGACCAUAAGGAAACAGAAAAAAAUGUAAAAGAUGAAUUUCAGGGUCAGGAGUUUGACACUGAAAAACCAGACGUACCAAGAGUCCAAAAACAUAGUCACUCUAGCAGAAAGGAUGGUUCAAACAAAGAGAUGAUUAGCAGAGCAGAUUUUAUAAGUGAGGAUAAAAAAUCAAAUGGGAAUCAUGAGGCCAGCAGUUCAGAUCAACAUGGCAGGAGAAGUAAAUCAUACAAUCUUGAUUCAAGAUACCACUCUGAUGAAAAUAUUGACAAAGAGGGUGACUGGGAACCUGAAAAACACCGAAAAUCUAGAAGAGAGAAAAGUACUUCUCAUAAACAUCACAAGUACAGAGACCAUGAAGACUACAACAAGAGCAAAUCAAGAGGUGGUGAUCGGUCAAUCCAUAGGAGACACUCAACCAGCUUAAACAAUGCAGAUUCUUCUGAAGAGUAUCAAGACUCUGAAAAUAAAGACAAGAGGCAUGGUGGAAAACAUCAAUCUAGUAGUCACAGGCGGCACAGUGAGAAAUCUAAUUCCUAAAGGCCGGAUGAUGCUACUUACA